This is a messenger RNA of Papilio machaon (common yellow swallowtail), 2183 nucleotides long. It is a transcript of the gene ss, whose product is annotated as aryl hydrocarbon receptor. Bases 410 to 2017 code for a protein of 535 amino acids. Gene Ontology annotation, molecular function: protein binding; nuclear receptor activity; transcription cis-regulatory region binding. The transcript has 9 exons. Lineage: Eukaryota; Metazoa; Arthropoda; Insecta; Lepidoptera; Papilionidae. Gene Ontology annotation, biological process: regulation of transcription by RNA polymerase II. The record is from RefSeq and is a predicted model, not a curated record. Gene Ontology annotation, cellular component: aryl hydrocarbon receptor complex; nucleus.
UAUCGUGCCGGGUGAAGCGCGGCCGUCGCCCCUGGCGCCGCGAGCCGUCAAGAUAGCCACAGAGUCGAAGCUGGCAGUGUGCGGCGGCUGGGGGCAGGCUGGCUACGCACUCGAGGGCUGCGUGGACCCCGGUCUGCUCCGGCCUCCGCAGCCGCACUCAAACCAACUCGGCACCGUGUACGCGACCAAGAGGAGAAGGAGGAAUGGAAAGAGUAUCAAGCCCCCAUCAAAGGACGGUGUCACGAAGAGCAAUCCGAGCAAGCGGCACCGCGAGCGACUCAACGCGGAGCUGGACACGCUCGCAUCGCUGCUACCAUUCGAGCAGAACAUCCUCAGCAAGUUGGAUCGCCUCUCCAUCCUACGCCUUUCAGUCAGCUAUUUGCGCACCAAGAGCUACUUCCAAGUGGUCAUGCACAAGGAGAAGGAAGAGAUGCACGCGCAUCGCCGUGACCACGUGCACUACGAUCACGCCAUGCCGGACGGCGAGAUGUUCCUACAGGCUCUCAACGGUUUUCUGAUGAUCCUGACUUGUGAGGGGGAGGUUUUCUUCGCGACGCACAGCAUUGAAAGCUACCUUGGUUUCCAUCAGUCAGACAUAGUCCACCAAUCGGUAUAUGAGCUGGUGCAUUCAGAAGACCGAGAGGAGUUGCAAAGGCAAUUGUUAUGGAAUUCUUUCUUAUCACCAGAAUCUAGCAAUCUUACCCUCCAAGAUGUUCUCAGACCAGAACGAACUCAUCUUCUAGAAAGAAGUUUCACCGUCCGAUUUAGAUGUUUACUAGACAACACCUCUGGAUUUCUGAGGCUCGACAUUCGGGGUCGUAUCAAAGUUCUCCACGGUCAAAACAAGAAGACUGAAGAGCCUCCGCUUGCUUUGUUCGCAAUCUGCGCCCCGUUCGGUCCGCCUAGCCUACUAGAAAUACCACAGAAAGAAGUAAUGUUCAAGAGUAAACACAAACUUGACCUCUGUCUAGUCUCUAUGGAUCAAAGGGGGAAAAUGUUGCUGGGUUACACGGACGCCGAGCUGGCCAACAUGGGCGGCUACGACCUCGUCCACUACGACGACCUUGCUUACGUGGCUAGCGCACAUCAAGAGUUGUUAAAGACUGGUGCGUCCGGGAUGAUCGCGUAUCGUUUCCAAACCAAGGACGGUCAGUGGCAGUGGCUGCAGACGUCUUCCAGACUUGUUUACAAGAACUCUAAGCCCGAUUUCGUCAUCAGUACUCAUCGACCGCUUAUGGAGGAGGAGGGCAGAGAUCUUCUAGGAAAAAGAACGAUGGAUUUUAAAGUGAGCUACCUCGAUACUGGUCUCACGAGUCUAUACUUCUCCGAAACCGAACAGCUAUCGGGAUGUGAGUCUACAGUUACCACACCUCCAAGAGCCGCUAGACGGUACAAGACCCAGCUCCGCGACUUCCUCUCAACUUGCAGAAAUAAGCGCAGAGUUCCUUCUACUCCGGCUCCUCCUCCAGUUGACUACCUAGCUGCUGACGCUGUUGCUGCAGCGUACACUAACCUCAACGGUGCUUACACAGGCCCUUACGGAGAAUAUCCGCCAGCUCCCGCAUUACAUUACGCGCCACCUCCUCUAGAUGAUAGAUUCUUAGCGGCGGAUAACCUCUUUCACCAAUAUAAACCACUCCCGUACCAUUAUACGCCUUACGCGCCCAAUGGCUUCCUAGAACCGGCGCCACCUCCCGGUUACGAGGUGGCCCCAACGUACCAUAGGCCACCUUCGAGGGAGUACACAUAUGUUGAUAGUACCGGUCGGUAUAUGAGUCCUGUGACUGGACAGGAGAGAAGGUCACCUAGUGUGGUGCCCGGGCCCAGUCCGGGGGGUUCUAGUGGGUCUACGGAGCAGGAGAGACUGCAACAGACUCAGCCUUCAGAGAUGCCGCGGCAGACGGUGCUAAUGUGGGGUGCGGGUGGCACGGCUCAGGAGGUCCCCGUGGAAUACUCCCCACCGCAGGUUUGGCGCUACCACCAAUCACAUUACCACACCGCCGAAGCGACUCAAUGAAUAGAUGUUAAUUUUUUUAUUAUUUAUGCAAUCUCUUAAUUAGUAUUGAAUGAUAGACCUACAUUUUCUUGUUUAUAUUUUAAUAACAGAUCCUCAAGACGGACGAUGAGGAAGAAAAAUAGUUACCAUGGUCUUUAAGAUACAAUUACAGUACCUACAAAUUAUU